Messenger RNA from Protopolystoma xenopodis, 219 nucleotides. NCBI's taxonomy places the organism in Eukaryota, Metazoa, Platyhelminthes, Monogenea, Polystomatidea, Polystomatidae. The record is from the annotation of a GenBank genome assembly.
AUGCCAUUCACGAGUCAACAUGAGCCGACUCCCGACCCGAAUACCCAUUUACUUGUGGACGAUACCAUUGUCCAUGUUACAAAUGUAUGUGGUGAUGACACCGCUACUGCUUUGAAGGCGUUUUUCACGAAAAAACGCCCAAACCCCAGACACAAUGUAUCCCAAAUCGGCUUUUUUCAACUGCUCAGUCUGUGCCCAUAUGCCUCGGACACGCACUGA